UCGUCGUUGUCGUCAACGCCGCCGCUUGCUGCUCGCAAGUGUGCUCUCCUCUUCCCCAUGGCGGGGCUCAUUUCUCCUAAACCUCUCUCUUAUAUGCAGCAAUUGCAGUACAACCCGUACCAGCGCGGCAUCGCCGCGUAUUCGGACUCGCCUGUCAAUUCCCUUGGGCCCCUCACGCAUACCACCCACCCUUUCGCCAGUCACGCCCCAGGAGUUGGUCUCGGCGUACACGAAGAGAGUAAAAUAUAUGGUCUUGUUAUCGAUUUGCUAGACUCAAACACUCGCGAGACUGCGCUUCUCGAGCUGAGCAAGAAGAGGGAGCAAUACGACGACCUCGCAUUAGUGCUAUGGCACUCGUUUGGUGUCAUGCCCGCACUCCUCCAAGAGAUUGUUUCAGUCUAUCCUCUCCUUACACCGCCCAAUCUCACCGCCCACGUCUCCAACCGCGUCUGCAACGCUCUGGCCCUCUUGCAGUGUGUAGCCUCUCAUUCGGACACCCGUCAGCUUUUUCUUAAUGCCCACAUCCCCCUUUUCCUCUACCCGUUUCUCAACACCACCUCGAAGACCCGUCCAUUCGAGUACUUGCGUCUCACCUCCCUCGGUGUCAUCGGCGCUCUCGUGAAGCAAAACGAUAACAACACCGUUAUUCACUUCCUUCUGUCCACGGAAAUCAUCCCGCUCUGCUUGCGCAUCAUGGAGACGGGCUCCGAACUCUCCAAGACAGUCGCCAUCUUCAUUGUGCAGAAGAUUUUGCUGGACGAGACCGGGCUCACGUACAUCUGUCACACCUACGAGCGCUUCUACGCCGUCGGGACUGUGCUCAGCAACAUGGUCAACCAGCUCGUGGAGACGCAGGCUGUGCGGCUGUUGAAGCACGUUGUGCGAUGCUAUCUUCGGCUGAGUGACAACCUAAGAGCCAGGGAGGCGCUCCGACAAUGUCUGCCGGAACCAUUGCGUGAUAAUACGUUUAGUGCGUUGCUCAAGGGUGACAUGGUCACGAAGAGAUGCUUGACUACCCUGCUCAACAACCUGAACGAAUAAUGUUGGCAUCUAGGCCCAUCAAAAGUCAAACAAGGCAGACUUCACUAAUAUCCACCCUCUCACGCUUGUAGCUUAUAUAUACCUCGCUUGUUUCACUACAAUUUCUGUAGAGUGUCCUCACGCUUACCCUCGUCGCCCAUUACACCGUAUCAUUUUUGCCAUAAGGACAGUCGGGAAUGCAGUGCGCAGUGCCAUUAGCAUACGUAUGAUUAGUACAGUACAUUGUCCGGAAUAUAUAUCUGCAUGGGUCUUGUACAUUGCGCAAAUAACAUCCCAGCUUGGGUUACCGGUGGAACG
Molecule: messenger RNA, 1338 nt
Organism: Postia placenta MAD-698-R-SB12
Lineage: Eukaryota; Fungi; Basidiomycota; Agaricomycetes; Polyporales; Adustoporiaceae
Exons: 6
Coding region: 58-1041 (327 amino acids)
Biological process (GO): negative regulation of translation; mRNA catabolic process
Cellular component (GO): P-body; CCR4-NOT core complex; CCR4-NOT complex
Source: RefSeq, a predicted model, not a curated record